Herpailurus yagouaroundi (jaguarundi) is the source of this 2071-nucleotide messenger RNA. Its product is annotated as putative neuroblastoma breakpoint family member 5. The transcript has 4 exons. The coding region runs from base 399 to 1001 and encodes 200 amino acids. The record is from RefSeq and is a predicted model, not a curated record. NCBI's taxonomy places the organism in Eukaryota, Metazoa, Chordata, Mammalia, Carnivora, Felidae.
GACAGACAGAGAGAGAGAUGGGAUCUGUGGUAUUAGCACAAGGGUAGACAACUACUGAGAGUGGCCGCUGAGGGGUGGUCCCAUCAGUGGUGACCUUCAGGGGAGACUAGGCCGCCUUGGGUAUCCGCGUAGCCUUAGCACCUGGAAGGCAGUGGCUCCCAAGGUUCCAUGACACCCCCCGCGUUCCGAUUCUGUUAUUGCAACUGCAGACCGUCACCUGGCGUGCCGGGUGCUCGGUCUGUCAUUCCGGUUGGAGUCUGAGCUACAGGCAGUGCCUUGGGCUCUCGACUCUGGCAUCUCGAACCUUCUUUUUGUAGCUGCUGACUCUCCAGUGCUGUGGGGUGUUGUUCAAGCUGUUCCCAAUAUCCCCAGCUCUACCUCUUCUGCCACAUGUCACCAUGGCAGCACCUUUUGACCCGGUGUCUGAUCCAGGGACAGAAAUGAGCCUCCUGGAACUCAACCAGGAGCUUCAAUCCAAGCUGGAAGCAAGCCAGCAGGACUUCCGAGACCUCAGAGAGAAAUUCCUUGUAUCCGAAGCUACUGCCUACUCCCUGGCCAACCAGCUGCAGAAAUACAAGUGUGAAGAGUUGAAAGACAUCAUCGAAUCCGUGCUGGGGGAGACGCUGCAGUGUAAGCAGGGGAAGUUGGCAGAGACCUUGACCGAGAAGCUCAGGCAAUAUCAUAUCCUGAUUAAAGCUCAGGCUGAAGAGCUGACCCAGUUGUGGCAGAAGUUACGGGAAGGGAGAGAAGUUUCUGAGCCACUCGAUCAGCACCUCAGGGACCUCCUCACUCACGAUGACCCCGAGUGUUCCCAAGGCCAGGGCUUCCAGGAACAAGUGGCCGAGGGACGCAGGCUGGCAGAACGCCUUGCCCGCCGGCUUAGCCCCGGUAAGGCGGCCACAGGCCCUGAGUGCACUGAGCUGCUCCGAGGUCCUGGGCUCCCCAGACAUCUCUCGCCUCCCCUCACAUUGUUGGCAGCCGCUGUCUUGGUUUCCAUGUGACACAUGGGGCCACCAGAGGACCCGGACUAGCAGGUGGAAAAGGAGAGGAGAAGUGCACAGGGUGGAGGUCACGGUGCUCCACCCAUCUGUGUCCUCCCCGAGGGAACUGCCUUUAGGGCAGGAGGCAGCCUCCACCAGUGUCAGAGCCCAGAAGGGAGGACGAGGAAGGAGGCAGCUUGUUCGAGUGCAGGGAGCCCUGAGCUAAGCGGGCAGUUCCAGGCUCCCGCCCAGGAGCUGUCUUUAUGAACUGUGGGCGAGAGAGUGAUCUUCGCUUUCUCCAUAACUGUCUCCUCAUCUGUCUAUCAAGUAACCUGUCAUAGCUGUGGUGAUCACAUGCGGAAAGUUCACGACUGCACUUCAGGAAAAAUAAAGUCCCUGACUGUGUGGAGUUGAAUGAGGUAUUGGACGUAGUAGGCCUUGGAGGUGGAACGUCGUUCAGACUGAAACACUUUUCAUACAGACGGCCCGUCCAUAACACUGAUGUCCACUUGGGGACCCAUGAGUCCACAUGUGGAGGGACUUGGGACCGGGUGAUUUUGCUGUCCUCGGGGCAAGGAGGAGACUCUACGUGAGCACUGGGAGCACACAGGGCCUGCGCCUGUGGCAUGACUGUGGCGCCUGCAAGACACUGUUUGCAGAAGUCGGAUCGAAACUGGACAGGCAUCCACGGAUCUGGGCAAGAGAUAGUUUAAACUUUUGCCCAGUCUCAGUCAUGGUGAGCCUCCGAAUCAGAGACACUCCCUGCUGGAUCUGAAAUCCAUACCGCAACAGUUCUCAAGGGCAGUGCCCUGGAGCUUCAGAACAAGAGUUAGUCAUGCAUAGAUAAUUAUGUCGCUAGGGCAUAUAAGCCACUGUGUUUAUAGUGGUGAUGUGGGAGCUCGCUCACGGGAGAUUUCUGAAUUUCUUUGCAGAAGAUGAGGAGGAGGAGGAGGAGGACGAGGAUGAACCAGCAGAAGAAUCCCUCACCGCCAGGUAACAAGGAAUACUGGCGACCCGGUAAUGUGCGGGUGAAAAAGGAUAGGGACUCAGAAAGAACAGUAGGUGAGGUCACAAGAGUCCAGGUGGCAGAU